CUAGGAGUUGGCCCAAAAAAAAAAGGGGGGGGGUCCCGGGCAAAGGUUACGCAACCCACAAUCGCUUUCGCAGAGCGUCUUGGGAAGGCGGAAACAAUCAUCAGGGAUCAAAACGACCACUGGCCGUUUAAUCGUCUCCGUCGAAGAAAAUCUCCGAGUCUCGUUUUGUGCUGGUAUUGAUCGGCCCUGAAAGAGGAGGGACGAGAGGCUGACACCGAAUAAAGAUGGGAGAAGAAAAGCGACACCAGAUGAUGCAGAACCUCUUCGGUGAUCAAUCAGAGGAAGAAGAAGAGCUUGAUUCCGAGCAUGAAUCGAAUCCCCAACCCACUUACGCUUCUGAUGAAGGGGAGGGGGGGAUAGAACCUGAGGUUGAAGGGGAAGGGGAAGGGGAAGGUGAGGGUCAUGGGGAGGUGGAAAUAGAAAGUGAAGGUGACGUGCCUGAUGGGGAUCCAGAUCCCGGUGAAAGUGAAGGAGAGAGGGAGCAAAGUUCCCAAGAGGUAGAUAUUGUUGAUCAAAGAGAAGAAAGUGAAGCAAGAUAUUCAGAUAGUGAUGCAAAAGACAACUACAAUCAGAGAGUUGUAACUAGCAAGCGUAGGGAUGUGAUUGAGAGUGGAUCUGAGAGGUCAGAAGAGCACCAUUAUCCUGAAAAUGAUGAUGAGGAAGUCGACGAAGCUAGAAGUCUAAGUGAAUCACCCAGAGAUGAUAAGGAUCGGACUCGCAUGUUGCAUUCUGCUCCUGAAAUUCGUGAUGUGUUUGGUGAUUUUGAUGAUGAAGAGGAGGAGGCAGAAUAUGCAGUUCGGCAUGACAUUGAGCAUGAUUCAAAUAGAUCUCCUUUGGAGGAGGAGGAAGGCAGUUAUGGAAAGAGCUUAAGACCAGAGGACAUAAUUGCUGAUGAAGAAACUCAUUACGAGUCAGAGGAGGAUAACAUUGAGAUGAAACUUAAAGAGAAGCCACUUGGGCCCCCAUUGGAGCUAGAAGUUCCACUUCGACCACCUCCAGCUUUUCCAGAAAAGAUGAACAUGAUCAAAGUAUCUAAUAUUAUGGGUGUUGACCCAAAACCAUUUGAUCCUAAAACAUAUGUUGAAGAGGAUACAUUUGUUACUGAUGAAUCUGGAGCCAAGAAACGCAUACGCUUGGAGAACAAUAUUGUGCGCUGGAGGAAUGCGAGAAAUCCUGAUGGCACGCUGACUCGUGAAAGUAAUGCUCGUUUUGUAAGGUGGUCUGAUGGCAGCUUGCAGUUAUUAAUAGGGAAUGAAGUUCUUGACAUAUCUGUGCAAGAUGCACAACAUGAUCAAGCACAUCUUUUUCUUAGACAUGAGAAGGGGAUCCUCCAAUCACAAGGAAGGCUAUUAAGGAAAAUGAGAUUUAUGCCAUCUUCCUUGUCUUCAAAUUCUCAUCGGCUGCUGACUGCCCUCGUGGAUUCAAGACAUAAAAAAGUUUAUAAGGUUAAAAAUUGCAUUACUGACAUUGAUCCUGAGAGGGAAAAGGAGGAAAAAGAAAAGGCGGAAAGUCAAACCAUCAGAGCUAAUGUACUUCUUAACCGUAAAAGAGAAAAGGUGAACCGGAAAUAUGCUCCACCUGUAGAUAGGAGGCGCCAACUUUCUCCUGGGUUUUUGGAGGAUGCUUUAGAUGAGGAGGAUGAAACAGAUUAUUAUAAUUCUCAUCGUGCUCAUCGUCGCUUUGAUGAUGAUUUUGAUGUUGAAGCACGUGCAGAGAAGCGAAUUAUGAAUGCUAAGAAGUCACAGCCACCCAAAGAUAUCCCUCGAAGGUCAUCUUUCCCACCUGUGAAGUCAUCCCGGCGCCCAAUCGAGUUCUCAGAUGAUGAGAGAGAGGAAUCUGAGUAUGAAACAGAUGGUGAGGAAGAUGAUCGACCUCUGCCACGAAAGAGGGCUGAGGAUACUGAACCGGAGUAUGAGGAUGAGGAAGAAGAAGAUGAAGAAGAACAUUAUGAAGAGGAAGCACAAGUUAAUGAUGCAUCAGAGGAAGAGGAGGAACCAAAACAGAAGAACAAGGAGAUCAGAGGCAUCAUGAAAAGGAAGGGUUUUGAGUCAGAUGAGGAAUCUCCUCCGAGGAAAGCAGCAACCCAUGCCCAUAGGCGAAUGGCAGUUGUUUAUGAUAGUGAUGAGGAGUGAAUUUCUUCAAAACCAGAUUACUUUCAUGUGAGCGUACCUUAAACUUAAUUGUGAAACUCGAGUGUAAUUAAUUUGUCAUUUCUUUGAGGGGAGGCCAGCAUAAUGAGACCUAGUUUUUUUGGAGAUGACGAGGAAUGCAACUUUUCCCCCCUUUUUUGAUGGCUGAA
Molecule: messenger RNA, 2299 nt
Organism: Prosopis cineraria
Lineage: Eukaryota; Viridiplantae; Streptophyta; Magnoliopsida; Fabales; Fabaceae
Product: protein LEO1 homolog
Exons: 11
Coding region: 225-2132 (635 amino acids)
Biological process (GO): transcription elongation by RNA polymerase II; positive regulation of transcription elongation by RNA polymerase II
Cellular component (GO): Cdc73/Paf1 complex; nucleus
Molecular function (GO): RNA polymerase II C-terminal domain phosphoserine binding
Source: RefSeq, a predicted model, not a curated record